Messenger RNA from Hemiscyllium ocellatum (epaulette shark), 465 nucleotides. Its product is annotated as nanos homolog 2-like. Gene Ontology annotation, molecular function: mRNA binding; zinc ion binding. Bases 1 to 465 code for a protein of 154 amino acids. Lineage: Eukaryota; Metazoa; Chordata; Chondrichthyes; Orectolobiformes; Hemiscylliidae. Gene Ontology annotation, cellular component: perinuclear region of cytoplasm. The transcript has a single exon. Gene Ontology annotation, biological process: negative regulation of translation; oogenesis. The record is from RefSeq and is a predicted model, not a curated record.
AUGGACGGAAAGCCCCAGACGCACUCUCCCCGGAGCCAGGAGUUUGACUUAUGGAAGGACUACUUGCAGCUGUCGAUGAGGGUGGAGGAGAUCUGGAGGCCCGUGGCGGGCGGGCAGGAGCUGGGUACGGUCAGCCCGCUGGCCGACGGAGCCUUGGAGGCGGGUACGGAGGCCCCACCCCCUGGCGCCAGCAGGCCGGGCGCUGAGAAGCCGUCGAAGAGGGCGGGGGGGGUCUGCACCUUCUGCAAGCACAACGGCGAGUCGCGGAAGGUGUACGCCUCACACGCGCUGAAGACGGAGAGCGGCAGGGUGCUGUGCCCGAUCCUGCGCAACUACGUCUGCCCGCUGUGCCAGGCGACCGGCGACACCGCGCACACCCUGAAAUACUGUGGCUUCAACCCCGAGAGGCAGUCCCUGUAUCGCAGCCACGGGCGGAACUCCGUCGGCAAGAGAUCGAAACGCUGA